Exaiptasia diaphana is the source of this 3503-nucleotide messenger RNA. RefSeq lists its product as uncharacterized. NCBI's taxonomy places the organism in Eukaryota, Metazoa, Cnidaria, Anthozoa, Actiniaria, Aiptasiidae. The record is from RefSeq and is a predicted model, not a curated record.
AGACGUUUUCUCGAAAACCACUGAAGCGCAGUGACUGACACUUCUUUAUCAGAUUCCAUCUUGACCAGCCGACUUGCGAAUCAUCUCGACUCGUCUUGAUUAUUUUGUGUUUGACAACUGAGGCAAAAUCACAAAUCGGUUAUUUAAUAGUGUCGCUAUUUGAUGGUUCUUUGAAACCGCUCAAAGCGACUUGUACUGGAUCGAUGUAUUAUCACGCAUGCACUGCUGAGCGCAUUGAUCGCACGCACAAAAUGUCAUAUAUCAUUCAGCAGAGUUGCGUGAAUCAUAUCUUUCAAUUUUAUAUUUCAGUUGUCUGUUUAAAAACCAUUACAUCUACUUCCACAUUUGUCAAAGUAACAGCUGUUUCUGGUGUACUUCUAACUGUACUGCACAACACACCAGAAGCAUUAGAAUCCAUACAAAAGGUUUUACCACUGGCGAUAAAACUUCUUGGAGUCAGAGAAGGAUCUAUUAGCUUUAUUGUGAAGUCAUCCAGUUUGUCAGCCUUAAAAGAACUGUGGUCAAGCUAUAAGGAUGGAUCACUUCAAGAAAACAUCAGAAAAGCUCUGAAUGACAUCAAAGAAGUCAGAGAAGUGUUUAAUGGAGAGGAGAUUGACGUGGAAGUCACCAUUGAUGAGGAUGAAUACAGGGAUGCAUGCUGGGACACCGUUCUCCUGCAAAUGGCAUCGAUACAAACCGACUGAAGAGAGCUCCUCUGUAGGCAGAGAACAUAGGCACUCGUCAUGUGACAUGGAUUUACCCAGARYYACMAUGACCGRKYUGGCCUGGAGCGAUUGGAUUAACGUUAGAGAAAUCUACAACGAAUCAAGGAUAGAAGGAAACAAAAGGAGAAAAGCAGAAAAGAAAGUUGCCGAGCUAGCACGUGAGCUACACAUCCUUGAGAACGAGAAACAACCAUUAGUAAGUGAAAGGAUUGUUCGGUUACAGAGCGAAUUACAAAGAAUCCAACAUGAACGUGAAGAAGUGAACAGGGAGAAUGUGAGUUUGAAGAGCAAGUUGRACGAAGUAACAUCAAAACUGCUUGCAGAGCAAGAGUUUCUCAGUAAUCAAUUAGAUCCUUUGUGGGAAAGCAAACCAGAAGAAUUGUUWAAGGUUUUUCAACAGCUGACAGCUGAUCUAAUCAAGAAAGCACCAGACACAGUGGAAUUGGCUGAGAGGCUAAUGUCAGAGUUGUCAAAGAAAAUAAUCAGCCAUCCUGAGCUACAUGUUGAUGUUCUGAUGCAAAUGUUGCAGUUAAAUGCAAAGGUAUUGGGAUCACAACCAUGGUAUCACCUUGAUGAUGGUAGUAAACUGAAGUUGAUCUCAGGUAUUGAAACUAUGAUGACAUCGGUUGCUGAGCAACUUUUUAAACAUCCUGACCUGAGCACUGAUGUAUUGAUUCAAGUAAUGCAGGAAAACACAAAUACAUUGCAAAAACUACCAUGGAAUGGCCUUGAUGAUGGUAGUAAAAUGAAGGUGACCUCUGGCAUAGAAGCUAUGAUGACUUCGGUUGCUGAGCGGUUUGCUAAACAUCCUGACCUGAGCACUGAUGUAUUGAUUCAAGUGAUGCAGGAAAAUACCAAGAUAUUGCAAAAACUACCAUGGAAUGGCCUUGAUGAUGGUAGUAAAAUGAAGAUGACCUCUGGCAUAGAAGCUAUGAUGACUUCGGUUGCUGAGCGGUUUGCUAAACAUCAUGACCUGAGCACUGAUGUAUUGAUUCAAGUGAUGCAGGAAAAUACCAAGAUAUUGCAAAAACUACCAUGGUAUCACCUUGAUGAUGGUAGUAAACUGAAGCUGACCUCUGGCAUAGAAACUAUGACGACUUGGGUUGCUGAGCAACUUGUUAAGCAUCCUGACCUGAGCACUGAUGCAUUGAUUCGAAUUAUGCAGGAAAACACUAAAGUACUGGAGAAACUACCAUGGUAUAACCUUGAUGAUGGAAGUAAAAUGAAGCUGACCUCUGGCAUAGAAACUAUGACGACUUUGGUUGCUGAGCAGCUUGUUAAACAUCCUGACCUGAGCACUGAUGCAUUGAUUCGAGUGAUGCAGGAAAAUACCAAAGUAUUGCAAAAAUUGCCAUGGAAAAACCUUGACGAUGUUAGUAAAUCAAGGCUGAUCUUAGAUAUAGAAACUUUGACGACUUGGAUUGCUGAGCAACUUGUUAAGCAUCCUGACCUGAGCACUGAUGCAUUGAUUCAAGUGAUGCAGGAAAACACUAAGGUACUGGAGAAACUACCAUGGGAUGAACUUGAUGAUGGUAUUAAAAACAAGGUGACGUCAGAUCUGGAAAGUAUGAUUAAACUUGUAAUUCGGCAUUUAUCUGAACAUCCUGAGAUCAGUAAUGACGUUUUUAAAGGUAUACUUUGCAUCAGUGAAACUAUUUUGAAGAAGAUUAAUUGGACUGAUCUUAACAGUGAUUUGCAGAACCAUGUCCUUUCGUGUUUGGACGAGCUGAUGAAAUUAGUGUCUGAAAGAGCCCUUGACCAUGGCGUACGUGAAGUACUAACUGACGCCGUAUCUAUUAUACUURCGAUGWCAUCUCUACUCCCACAGUCUUCUGAUAUUACUUCACGAUUACAGUCACAUCUUGAAGCCAUGGUAGCUUCGGUUGCAAAACGUGAUGUGCGAUUCUACGAUAUAGUCGAAGUGAUUGACAUGAUGACUGCUGCAUUAAAGAAACUGAAGGCUGGCAACAAACUCUCAUCUGAAGCGACAUUAGUCAUAUUGUCCAUAGCGUCUCGUAUAGCAAAAGAUUAUUUGGAACAAGCCACAUCAAAGUUACAUGGUGGAUCUGAGAGAAGGUUAAUGGAACCAUUGAUGUCACUUCUACGGGAGGUCAGACCUUUACUACCAGAGGAUCUGCCGACUGUUUCUGAUGUUACAGAACUAAAAUCACAAGUAGAUAGCCAUGUUGACACCCUGGAUCGAGUGCUGCUUCAAUUCAAUGAUAUUCAAGUGAAGGGUACGGAGAGUGAUCAGCCGUUUAUCCUUGAUGAAGUCGUCAGCGGUAUCAAGGAAGAGCUGAGUAAGCUGAAGAAAGAGUUGGCAAGCAUGAUUCACAUCUUUGAAAGGAAAUCAGAGCAUGGACAUGAAUUCAAAGAAAGUAUUCAAGCAUUGGUAGAACGAUUCGACGUACAACAAAAAGAAAGGAAAUCAGAGCAUGGACAUGAAUUCAAAGGAGCGAUGCAAAGCCAAAGUCUUUCUACACUCGUCCAAUCAGAGGGAGUUUUGCAAAAGGACGAAAGUCUGUGUCCAACAAGGUCGAUGAAGGCUUGAGCGUACAAACAUGACGAUUUUGCACGGUUGGAUUUGAAAUCAGUUGAAAGAUUGCCUAAUUCUGGAUAGAAGGAUCUUAGAGACUUGCCGCUGAGGAGAUUUUGGAGGAAAAAGAUGGAUUUAAGAUAUUUUUUUCGGCCGUCAAAGACGGGUGGUGUGGAAGCUCUUUAACCAGCCUUGUAGUCUUUUAUGACUGAUGGCGAUGCAUAUGGAACUUAUUGCCAUAC